Messenger RNA from Didymodactylos carnosus, 4159 nucleotides. Lineage: Eukaryota; Metazoa; Rotifera; Eurotatoria; Philodinida; Philodinidae. The record is from the annotation of a GenBank genome assembly.
CUACUUAUUACUGUGUCCACAAAAGCCAUUUUUCAAAUAACUUUUGACUGACAAUGGCUAGAGAGUUGGGGUUUUCGUCAUUCGAUAGCCAAGACAUCGCCACAUCCUUACAUAACAGACAAGCUUUCCAAAAUUUGUUGAAAACCCAAUUUUUCAGGAAUCUCUGGAAAAACGAGCCAUAACACUGGAAAUUCAGGCAAAAAUAAAUAGAUUAUUUUUUAUGAGUAGUUAGCCCAAGGUGUUUCCUACAGAACGGAUGCCGGGCGAGACCUUGAUUUUCAGUGGUUCAGGUGUGGUAUUGGAUUUCUUUUGAGCCCCAGGACUGGUACUUGCCGGCAUUGCAUGAAACAUACGUAGUCAGCCCCAAUGAAUCUGAUGGCAAAGCUCGUUGUUGGAAAAUAAUUCUAAAACAUGGAUUUAUGCUGUGAUUUUCAGCGCUAUGGCUCGGUUUCCAGAGAUCCCCUGGAAAACUGGAUGUUCAAGAAAUUUUGAAAAGCUCGUCUGUUACAAAAAAAAUUUGAAUCUCCCGCUCCCGAAGAACCUUUGACAAAAGCUUUCAAAAAGCCGAGAAAACUUUCAAAAACAAAAUUUGUCAACCAGUCUAAACGACCAAGUUUUUUACAUUGAAGCGGAAGAUGAAGAUGAGUAUGAGUUGAAAUUGUGAAUAAUUUGGGUGGAUAUAAAUUAGAAUUGACAUUUUUCGACAAGUUUUUUAUGUAAAUUUUCAAUAAAGAAGAAACUGAAUCGCUUAGCUUUUUGUCAUUUUCCCAAUAGUCAUGUAAAAGACGAAGAAUAACAGUGUAUAGUGCUAAAUUUCCGCUCAUUUCUUCAGGUAAAAAUUCAACAAGCACAGGCAAUCCAAUGUACAGAAUAAAUGAUCGAACUUCGGAGGCUUUCCAUUUCUGCACAUUGAAGAAUGAUCGUGGUCGCCGAAGAAUAUCAUGCAUGAAGUUCAUCGAGCGGAGUUUUAGGUUUAUUUUUAAAAGAUUUUCUUUUGAAAUAAAUGUUUGUAAUUGAAUGAGAAUUUUUUUUGAGUGACACAAGAAAACUGUAUACAUUGCAUCAAUAACAAUGGAGUGUGGUAAGGGAAGGUCGAGAAUUUCAGAAAAAGCACUCAGACCUUUAAUUCCUAUGGUUCUCUCUCGAUCAAUUCGUCGUUGCAUUGAAGCAGCCAUCUGAGCACAUUUUUCGAAGUUCUCGCUCGUUCUUAGCUCAGCAUCGUUAUCUAUAGAAUAUAUGAUGCAAUGCCCUUUAUGAUUAUAGGUCCCUUUUAUAUUGCAAAACAUGCAUGCAUAGUAAGGAUGAGGCUCUACAAACUGGAUCAUAGCAGAUAAAGGAGGCAUGUCACCCAUAAGCAUAGGAAAGAGAAUUUUGAUUUUUUCUUUAUUAUUUAUUUCAAUGCCUUCGUUUUUAAGAUGAAAUAGUUGUUUAGAAAGUUUUUCAAAAAUAAUAUUGAAGUUUGGCUUUUUUUUCCCUAUCCAGAUACCAAGAAGAAGAAUAUUAUCAGCACGAGUUCGAGAAAAAGGAGGAAGUUCUAGGACAGCACCUAAUAUAGGCCACGCACCACAGUUUUUAGAUUUAUAGAGAGGAAUGCCAUCACUAUGAAUCGUUACAGAUACAAAAAAAUCUCUAUGAACACUUAACAUUGAUUGGUAAACACCACCUUGAACAAUACCAUUCGCAUCGGAUGUAGUUUGUGUUCGAGCUUGUUUUUGAUAUUGACGAAGAAGAUCUAUAUUUUUAUCAAUCAGCAGCUUUAACUGUUCAGUCAAAUCAAAUAAAACAACUUCAACCACAUCAUAAGCUGGAAUUUUCAUGUCUUCAUGAGUACAAUUAACUGGUGAACAGAUUCCAUGCGUCGAUGAUGAAUAACAGCCUCUUAUAUCCUGAUGAAACAAGCCUCUUAAUAUUACGAAUAUAAACUGAUUCGCCCUAAUGCCGAAGUUUCGACCUAUACCGUAUUUUCUAUGGCAUUCUGGCACAACAUCUGAGUUUGUGGAGAUUUGAAGGGGGUACCAAAUGAUAUAGUUGAAAAACUUUUGAAAGGAAUUUUAAGGUCACUAGGUUUUCCGGAAAACCUAGCUUUGCAGAAAUCUCUGUCUCAAAACCCCGAGGCCUGGUAUAACGUUUUUUCAUCGAAAUAUAUAGAACUCAACGCGCUCUUCUAUUUGAUACCAACCUCAAGGUUCCAUAUUAGGGAAUGAAUAACAUGUGGUCAGCAGAGGUUCUACAAGUUAGGCCAAAUCCGCCAGAAAAUGCAUUUCUCUGCUGCGAGGCUAGAAUGGCUAUAACGUUUUUCUAACAAGGCUAGAGACUUGCCGUUUUCACCAUUCGGUUCAGCUUGCUGAGCUCUAUAAUAUGAGACAGGGCUCGCCACUGACGUCAAAGGUCGAUGUAAAUGGCGGUAGGUUUUAUAUGAAUCGACGCUAUCCGCCGACGCCGAAAACAUCACUCUGCGGGAGUAAUAUCCGAAAAAAUGAGCGUUCGCACUUUUAACUAGAAAUGAAUUACACACCGUUUUGUAGGGUUUUGAAAGAGCUCUCUCUCUCUUGAUAUAUAAUGUAGAACGCAAUCUAAGUUCUUUCAUGCUAAAAACACAGAAACAUUAUCCGUCCAUAUGCUUGAAAACAUCACUCUUCAGUAGUAAUAUAAAAAAACGUGAGUGUUCGCACUUCCAACUAGAAAUGAGUUACCCGCCGUUUUGCAGAAUUUUGAAGGAGCUUUCUUUUGAUAUAUAAUGUAGACCGCAACCUGGGUACUUUCAUGGUUGAAAAGUUGAAAUACUAUCGUGGACUAUGCUGAAAAGGUCAUUUUUAACAAUAAUAUUCCAAAAACGUGGGUAUUUGCAGUGUACAUAACAACUGAGCAACAGACAGUUGUGUUCGCGGUUUAAAGCUGCAUGGAAUGGUAUAUAAGAUUUUCCUUUAACCUGGAUGUAUUCUGAGAAAAGUACGAAAAACACAUUGGAACAGGUUCGCGGAGCUAUUGGUCAAAGCUGAUCGAUUUUCUCACAGAUAUGAGGUCCGAAGGGAGUCCAAGGAUCUAUAACCCCAUAAAAUUAUAUGCUCUUUCAUUCUAGGUGCCCGGUAUCUAAAAUUCUCAGAAUAGGUCAAUGUAGAUCGAGUCGAAAAAAUCGGAUCUAAACUUUAAUUCCAUGGGAGCUUUUCCAGGGAUCCUCUAGAAACUUAUAUGCAUAAACCGAAAACCCUAUGUCAUUUUUUCGACUCGAUCUACAUUCUAUGACCUAUUUUGAGAAUUUCCUGAAGAUGUGAGGUUUUUUGGACAAGAAGUGACUGAAAUAUACGAUUUACAUCAGGCAGUCUGGUUUCAUAGCCCGAACGGGAUAUACAUCCCAUUCGGUAUAUAAAAAUAUAUCCUGAUCGGGCUAUGAUAGCCUGAUCAGGAUAUAUAUCCCGAAUGGGAUAUGGUAUAAUGAAGGGACAUCAAGUCACGGUGCUUUUUACUUUGGGAGUUCAUCUUUGAAGAAAGCUAGGUUUAUCCAUAGCAAGAUUACCGAGGAUUUUCACUUGUAAAAGUCCUACGUUGAAAUAAUCAUAGCCAAGAAGAUAAGCAACGAUAUCGACUACACAUAAUGCGAAGUACAUUCUUUAUUUCUCAUCUUUUUUCUGUACUUAUGUCUAUGUUAUUAUCGUUCUUUGUGUUCUCUGAACUAAAAGAGAUAGAGUGAUACAGACUGACGUCUGAUUCUGUUUUUAAAAAAUGAAAAACAAGACGCUGACUGUCGAAGCCUAGUGUAAGUACAGAAAAAGAGACAUUAAGCGUAUAUAACUUAUACAUUUCACGCACACCGAUAUUCAAUACUUUAAACUUUCAUACUUUCUACAGUUUAUUUAAAAAGAAAAUGGCGCUGAAUCGUCAACAUCAUACCGGAAAAGUGAAACCGAUGUUCGGUAAGCAGGAUUCGACAAAAUAUGCUCAAAGUAAAUAUCGUCGGCGAGAAACAUUGAUUAAAAAGAUACAAGAAUUUUCUGAAAUUACUGGCAUUGAAGCUUCAGUGAUUUUUCGAGAUUCGGAGAAAUUAUAUGUCGAUUGUCCUGAUAAUGACAUGAAUGUUAGUGUUGAAAAUUUUUUGAAACGUCCACAAAAGAAAUCAUCCUCUGCUCAAUAUGAAAUAAGCGAUUUGCGUUUAACACAUUAG